AUGUUACACCUUUUGCCUAAUGAAAUUUGGUUGGAAAUCCUAGGCUAUUUGAACCAAUCUGAUAAAUGUUCACUAAUGCUGGUAUCUCAUGCUGUUUAUGAUAAAACAGUGUCUUCGCUUUACAAAAACUUAUAUUUGAAUGAAAGACCGAUAGUAACGAUACCAGAAUAUCCUUUUUUUGGCAACAACUGGUCUACACUUGCCUUUUCAGAACCAACUCGCUCUUCAUUAAAGUUUCAAUCUUUGUAUAAUACAUUAUCGAGAAAUGUGGAGCUUUGCCAGCUAAUUCACAAAGUUCAUUGCACUUGGCAUUUAAAUAGAACUUUACUAACUAGAUUUACAAGAUUAAUCUGCGAGCACGGAUCCAAUGUGACAUAUUUUGAGAACUUUCUAUACAUCGAGACCUUUGAAACUCUUUCAAAGUCAGCACUUGCCCCUAGACUUCAAUCCUUGGACAUAGUGCCGCAUGCAAAACUCCCCGGGAACGCCUACGCUUCAUACCUUCCAAGCGUAACUACUAUGGCAAAUAAAUUUAACUGGUCUAACAUCAAGAGUCUUACCAUAUACGUCGAUGUACUUAUGUGGUUUCCAAACUUCGUUAAAUUAUCUGAAAAACUACAAUUAACCGAAUUGUGUUUAAAUCUACGGAACGACACAUUUCCAGGGCUUGAUCAAAUUACUUCUAACAAUUCUGUCGUUAAGUUCAGUGAUUUAUUUGAUGUGAACACUUUGGAAACACUUUCAAUUUUAUCCUGGUAUGAAGCAGAAACGUUUGAUGUCUAUGCAAAGUACGGAUUAUCAGACUUAGCUAGCUUCACAAACCUUAAAGAAGUUUCACUACUUUCCAUAUUCUACAACGAAGAGUUUUUAGUGUCGUUGCUUUCAAAUCUCUCAACUCUAGAAAGACUCAAGUUGGAUUUCAUGUUCGAUCAUGCUUUAUCCAGAAACGUUAUCAAUAUCCUGUCUAAUAUCCGAACACUAAAGUAUUUGGACUGCAAGUUCGAUGACCUUGAUGAACCUAUUCUAAACAUAGUAGAGCUGGAUGAUUUUGCUAUAUUUGAGCUUAAUCAAAUGUGCCUAUGUGAAACUUGCAAAACUGUUUACAGAGAUGUUAUAUUGAAAAAAUACUUCCCUAAUAAAAAUGCUUUCAUGAUUCAAAACGCCAAUGAUAUUCACUCCAGGCAUUUCUUGAAUCAUAUCUUCAAACUAUAUCCAAUAAUACCAUACUUCCAUAUGAUAACGACGUCGCCGUGCAUUGCUUACCGCUCUCGAUCUGUCGAAGAACUAGCUAAAAAGUCAAACGAAUUACUUAAUGACUUGUUUUACGAGUACGAAUCAGAUACGUCCGACACAAAAAUCACUGCAGAUGACAUUAUUUCCUUAUACCAUUGCAUAUGCCACUCUAUGAAAAGGUCAUUUGAUUUCUUCCUCAAUCUGUUUCCUCGUCUAGAAAUACUAGUAAUCAAUGACGUACCGACAAUAGUAGAUCAGGAAUGCGGCCAAAAAUUUAUGAAGCCAAUAUUCUACUCCUCGGGAUACAAGACAAAUCAAGUCUACGAGAUAGUUACAGAUGAGUCCUUAUUCGAUUGA
Molecule: messenger RNA, 1590 nt
Organism: Kluyveromyces marxianus DMKU3-1042
Lineage: Eukaryota; Fungi; Ascomycota; Saccharomycetes; Saccharomycetales; Saccharomycetaceae
Exons: 1
Coding region: 1-1590 (529 amino acids)
Molecular function (GO): protein binding
Source: RefSeq, a predicted model, not a curated record